ACAGAGGACUUAAGAAUACUCUGUGGUAGACGAGAGACCUAGUGACGCUGUGUUCUGUCUGUGGGUGCCGCGACACUCCGCGGUUCGCGUUUGAUUCAUAUCAGUUAUUUUCCUAUUUACUACAAAAAAAAUCGGUUAAAAUGUCUACAUUACCACACAGCAAGAAGCGUGUAUGCUACUACUACGAUAGUGAUAUUGGCAAUUAUUACUAUGGACAAGGACAUCCUAUGAAACCACAUCGUAUAAGGAUGACACAUAACUUACUUCUCAAUUAUGGUCUUUAUAGGAAAAUGGAGAUUUAUCGACCUCAUAAAGCUACUGCAGAUGAAAUGACAAAGUUCCAUAGUGAUGAAUAUAUUAGGUUUUUGAGGUCCAUAAGGCCUGAUAAUAUGUCAGAGUAUAACAAACAAAUGCAAAGAUUUAAUGUAGGAGAGGACUGUCCUGUUUUUGAUGGAUUAUAUGAGUUUUGUCAAUUAUCAGCUGGUGGAUCUGUAGCUGCUGCUGUAAAACUUAAUAAACAAGCUUCUGAAAUUUGUAUAAAUUGGGGUGGUGGAUUACAUCAUGCCAAAAAAAGUGAAGCAUCUGGUUUUUGUUAUGUAAAUGACAUCGUUUUGGGAAUCUUAGAACUGCUUAAAUAUCAUCAAAGAGUUUUAUACAUUGAUAUCGAUGUUCACCAUGGGGAUGGUGUAGAAGAAGCAUUUUAUACCACUGACAGAGUGAUGACUGUUUCUUUCCAUAAAUACGGUGAAUAUUUUCCUGGUACCGGUGAUCUCCGUGAUAUUGGUGCAGGAAAGGGGAAAUAUUAUGCAGUCAAUAUACCACUAAGAGACGGUAUGGAUGAUGAAAGUUAUGAGUCAAUAUUUGUACCUAUUAUUUCAAAAGUAAUGGAAACAUUUCAGCCCUCUGCAGUUGUUUUACAGUGUGGUGCCGAUUCAUUAACAGGAGACAGGCUGGGAUGUUUUAAUCUUACAGUGAGAGGUCAUGGUAAAUGUGUCGAAUUUGUAAAAAAGUAUAAUUUACCAUUUUUAAUGGUUGGUGGUGGCGGAUACACAAUAAGAAAUGUCUCUAGAUGUUGGACGUACGAAACAUCGGUAGCUCUUGGUUCUGAAAUUGCAAAUGAGUUACCUUAUAAUGAUUAUUUUGAAUACUUUGGACCUGAUUUUAAGCUGCAUAUUAGUCCCUCUAACAUGGCAAAUCAAAAUACUCCAGAAUAUCUUGAAAAAAUAAAGACCAGAUUAUUCGAAAAUCUGCGGAUGUUGCCACAUGCACCAGGUGUACAAGUUCAACCUAUCCCAGAAGAUGGUGCAGUGAUCGAAGAUUCAGAGGCUGAAGAGAAAGUGAAUCCAGAUGAACGGUUACCACAACGUGAUCUGGAUAAAAGGAUACAACAUGAAAAUGAAUACAGCGAUAGCGAAGAGGAAGGAGAAGGAGGGCGAAGAGAUAAUAGAUCUUUCAAGGGUUCCAGAAAACGACCGCGCUUAGAGAAAGGUCAAGAAGGUAUAGAAGGAGAUCUUAAAAAGGAAGAAGAUAUAAAAUCGGAACCAAAAGAAAACGAAAAGGAUGAGAAAACAAAUAUCACAAACGAAGAAACAAAGAAGGAUGGUGGCGCGAAUCCCUGAUAAACGGUUGCCAUUCUACAUUUAAGAAAUUGGAAAAAGUCCUUAUUUAAAUCAAGUAUAGAUAAGUAUAGGUAACUUAAGUCACGAAAAAACGAUAUGCGUUGCCACAAAUUCAAUAUAUGAUACGAAAUUUCCUUUAUAAUUUUUCACUAUUCCAGUUAAAAAUCAUAUACUUCAAUAGUAAAAUGUAUCAGUUGAAUUCGUGGCAAGCGAUGUUGUGAUCGCGUACACGUAUGAGCGUGUAAUUGACUCCAAGCGCUCUGCAAUUUUAAUUGUUAUCUCAUUAAAUUUACAGAGGUCUUUCGGUAUUCUUAACUUGACAGUUCAUGAAAUGACCGAUUCUUAAAAUAUUUUUCGAAUCGUAGAAUACCCUGAAUAGUCUGAUUAUUUUUACGAUUUGAUUAAAUCCAUUUUCGUAUCUAGACAUACCGAAUACACCUAAUCAGUUAGAUGAAGGCACAUUAAUUACAGAGACAAUUUUCAUAACUGUAAAGAUCAUAUUUUACAACAUUUAUUCGACGUUUUCAUUGAAAUCAUAGAUCGUCAGAGAGUAGUUUUAGAUAUCUAAAUUUAUCAUUUGUAUAUUUCGAUAAAUCGUGCAGAAAUAUAACAAAUCUUAAUAGAACUGUUUAAUAAGCCCAAUUACAAUAACAAGAUGACUGUACAACGGGCAAAUAUUAUGGGUUAACAAAUUGUUUGCUUUCUAUUCUUGUACAUAAUGAAAAAUCAGAUUUAAACAAAGUCCUACAUGCAAUAAUACAUAUACAUAUAUAACAAACAUUACAAUAUUCUUUUUGAUAUGUAAAGUGUUUUAUUUUAUAUGAGAAAUUUGAUUGAAUGACCAGUAAAUAAGAAAGUUUGAAGGAAUUAUUAGAACGGUCAAUGAACAUAUUGGAUUCAAAUGUAGAUGUAAAGUUUUGAUUGUAAGUUCAGCAAAAGUAAUUUUUAAGUGUUCAACAUUACGUAUGCGAUGUGGUCGAUUUAUAUUUGUGCGUUGAGAUUGCAAAAGCAUUCUUGUCUACAAAGAAAGGAAAUGGAAAAAAGAAAUAGUGUUACCCUCCAAGCGCGUUACUUUAGAUAUUUGCGCGAGAAUAAAGAUACAUUAACAAC
Messenger RNA from Megalopta genalis, 2729 nucleotides. It is a transcript of the gene HDAC1, whose product is annotated as histone deacetylase 1. Gene Ontology annotation, biological process: heterochromatin formation. Gene Ontology annotation, cellular component: NuRD complex. Gene Ontology annotation, molecular function: histone deacetylase activity. The record is from RefSeq and is a predicted model, not a curated record. NCBI's taxonomy places the organism in Eukaryota, Metazoa, Arthropoda, Insecta, Hymenoptera, Halictidae.